UUAUAAGGACAAAUGGUUAAAACAUAUUUAUUUUGCUAUGUGAUCAGAUUAUGCUAGUUUACUAUUGUAGAAAGGAAUUGGUUUAAAUUAAAAAAUUAAGUCAUUUAACUGUCUUCUAGGUGCUGCCAGACAUCAAAGAAGAGGUAGAGAAGCCACCAGCUUAAAGUUUAGGAUUUCAACAGUGCGAUAUCUAGAUAAGCUGUAAGCCUUCCAGCCAGAGGGAAAGCUGCUGGUGAAGUGAAGUUAUUGCCACUAUCCAAUAAGAAAGGCCAUAAGCUCAGAGAUAAACUCCACAGCCAAUGGGAAGCAACAUUUUAAGGUACAUGUGACAGAGCUGCAGCUAUGAGUGGAAUUUUAAAGAGGAAGUUUGAGGAAGUUGACGGCUCUUCGCCCUGCUCUUCUGUGCGGGAAUCGGAUGAUGAUGUUUCUAGUAGUGAAAGCGCUGACAGUGGUGAUAGUGUCAACCCAUCCACUUCAAAUCAUUUUACCCCAUCCUCAAUUCUGAAGAGGGAGAAACGGAAGAGGACCAAAAAUGUCCAUUUUAACUGCGUUACUGUCUACUAUUUUACAAGAAGGCAAGGGUUCACAAGCGUCCCCAGCCAAGGAGGAAGCACCCUGGGCAUGUCAACCCGCCACAACAGCGUACGUCAGUACACCCUUGGGGAGUUUGCCAUGGAACAAGAAAGGCUUCACCGGGAGAUGUUACGCGAGCAUCUCAGGGAGGAGAAACUCAACUCUUUAAAACUUAAGAUGACUAAAAAUGGCACAGUAGAAUCCGAGGAAGCGAACACUUUGACACUGGAUGACAUUUCUGAUGAUGAUAUAGAUCUUGACAACACGGAAGUUGACGAGUAUUUCUUUCUACAACCUCUACCAACAAAAAAACGAAGGGCACUCCUGCGAGCCUCUGGCGUCAAGAAGAUCGACGUAGAAGAAAAACACGAGCUGCGAGCCAUCCGUCUUUCAAGGGAGGACUGCGGCUGUGACUGUCGAGUCUUCUGUGACCCAGAAACUUGUACUUGCAGUCUUGCGGGCAUAAAAUGCCAGGUGGAUCGUAUGUCUUUCCCAUGUGGUUGCACUAAAGAAGGAUGUAGCAAUACGGCAGGCAGAAUUGAAUUUAACCCCAUCCGUGUCCGGACUCACUUUUUGCACACUAUAAUGAAACUUGAAUUGGAGAAAAACAGGGAGCAGCAAGUCCCUGCACUGAAUGGCUGCCACAGUGAGAUAAGUGCUCACAGCAGUUCAAUGGGCCCCACAACUCACCCACUAGAAUAUUCAGUGCCAGAAAACUUUGACAUCGAAGCAGAACCUCGAGCAGCUGUGAUGCACUUGCAGUCAGUUGAUGAUUUGGGCUGUCCAGGGGAGGACGACGAAGAAGAGGAGGAAGAUGCAAGUAGCUUUUGUAGUGGAGUUACAGAUUCUAGCACACAGAGUUUAGCACCCAGUGAUACAGAUGAAGAUGAGGAGGAGGAAGAGGAAGAGGAGGAGGAGGAGGAAGAUGACGAGGAGGAGGAUGAAGAAGAAAAGGUGGAUGAAUUUGUAGAAGGACUGGGGGCUCCCACUGACAUGGUGCAAGCGCUUCCUUCCGUCCUUUGCUAUUCUGAUGGCACUACCAUGCAUGAAAACCACAAUAAGGCAUCCUCCUACUAUACUAACACUUCAUCACUUUAUUACCAAAUAGAGAAUCAUACCCCUGGCGCUGCUAAUCAGAUUCGUGAGACUUACUCUGAAAGGGAUACUCUUAAGAAUGGUAAUCUUUCUCUGGUGCCUUACAACCCAACUUCAGAACAAUUAGUUGACUAUACACGGCAAUCAGAGGAAAGUUAUGGCGGUUCACUUUAUCCUUCUUCAAAUCCAUCUGUCAUCGUCUGCUGCUCUUCUUCAGAAAACGACAACGCUGUUCCAUGUAGUAGUUUAUACACUGAGCAUAGGCCAAGGCACUCCCAAGUUGACUUUCCCUCAUACUUGAAAAAUCCUUCACAAGAUGGAUUUGUUUCUACUUUGAAUGGUGGCACUCACCUCCCAGAGCAUCCCACUGAGAAUUCACUUAGCCUUUCAGAAAAGAGCAGACUGCAUGAAGAGUGCAUCAAAUCACCUGUCAUGGAAACAGUACCUGUCUAAUUAUUUUGGGACUGAAUUCCUUAUAUUUAAAUGCACUCUAUUUUAAUUGGAUUCCCUGGAACCUUCUUUUUAAUUUAGCCAUAGAGACAAGGGGACAGACUCUGGUUUUUAGUUUCUUUCUUUCUUUCUUUCUUUCUUUCUUUCUUUCUUUCUUUCUUUCUUUCAAGCUAUACUGACUGUAGCCAUUGCACAAAAACGGUUAGUGUACAAAGUAAAAUUUUAAGGGGGGGGAUCACAUGGUCUUUUGAUAGAAAAUACCUAGAUUAAAAAAAAGGAAAACUACAGAAUAGCAGCCUACUUGUCAAACUAUGUGAAGCGGGGCUAGAUGACUCAGAGCUUCUCAUUUUAUUGUCAGGCCCAUGGAAGAUAAUGAAAAUUUUACUGUGGAAUCUUCAUGUUUAAAGUACUAAAUUUUCACACAUAUUUGAAGCUGGUGAAUUUUUAAAUAUAGAUGUAUUCAACUCCCCCCUCCACAGCAACAACCAUCCAGAAUUGUUCAGUAAUGUACUUUUUUAAAUUAUUUGUUGUAGCUUAGUAUUCAUUUCUUGUUAAAAAUGAACAGCAUGUUCAAUGGAGCUGAACAUUUGAUCAGAACAGCACAGCCAUUUCAAAUUUUGUUAGGCAAACUACAUUUCUCCUUUGUGAUGAUAUUUAGAACUGACAUAAUAACUACAUUCUUUGUUCUAUCCUGGAGUCAAUUCAUACGUGUUAACUAAAAAUCUAAAGGGAAAUCUGAGAAGAGCCACUGGCUGGGCAUGUUUCAUUUAUUUCACUUUGCAUGGAGCUCUUGUCGGCACGUCAACAAAAUCUCCCUAGAAAGGAAUGAAGGGUGUGCAUCAGGCCUUUUUUUUCUAAAUUAAUCUGACAGGUGUGAACAUUUCCUAGAAAACUGAAAUUUUUGAACAAACCACUGUUGUUGUUUUUAAAGUUGCCAACAUAACCAAGAAGCUGGACAUGACCCAGCCAAAGUGAGCCAAAUGGGGCUGGCUCCUGUGUUUUUUAAUUUUUAUUUUA
Sceloporus undulatus (fence lizard) is the source of this 3135-nucleotide messenger RNA. RefSeq names its product cysteine and serine rich nuclear protein 3 (gene CSRNP3). The transcript is spliced from 5 exons. Gene Ontology annotation, molecular function: sequence-specific DNA binding; DNA-binding transcription factor activity, RNA polymerase II-specific. The record is from RefSeq and is a predicted model, not a curated record. Lineage: Eukaryota; Metazoa; Chordata; Lepidosauria; Squamata; Phrynosomatidae. Gene Ontology annotation, cellular component: nucleus. Bases 343 to 2121 code for a protein of 592 amino acids. Gene Ontology annotation, biological process: regulation of transcription by RNA polymerase II.